Molecule: messenger RNA, 1000 nt
Organism: Panonychus citri (citrus red mite)
Lineage: Eukaryota; Metazoa; Arthropoda; Arachnida; Trombidiformes; Tetranychidae
Exons: 5
Coding region: 66-851 (261 amino acids)
Molecular function (GO): metal ion binding
Source: RefSeq, a predicted model, not a curated record
GUGUUUUUGUCAUUUUUUUUAUAAAUUACUAUUUUAUCACCAUCAUCUCAUUUUUUACCAUCACCAUGCUCACUUACGAGUCCAUUCAAGGCGUAAUUUUCUGUAAAAAUUAUAUUAAUCGUGGAUAUUGUUAUGGACUAGGCUGUAAAUUUCUUCAUGUGACUCGCCGAGAAGAAUCUCAUUACAAGCGAACAGGUUUACUGGAAGUUGAAUUGGCCGAACAAUGGAAACGAAUUCAGGAAGCAUUGAAUCAAAGAGAUCCAGACAUUUGCCAAGACCAGAAUAAAUCCAAAUGCUUUCGAGUCCAUUGCAAGUUUGGAAAGCACUUGAAAUUAAGGACCGAUUUGGAUGCUGGGAAUGUUAUUGAAUUUACAUUCAGACCCAGUCCAAUUAUGCUUGAUUACAUUGGAACUUGUUAUGGAACACCAACUCCAUAUUGGUAUUCUGAUGUCCUCUGUCAUUUGAGAACUCCUUUUACUCUUCUUGCUCAACAUAUUAUCAACACUUUGAGACCAUUUCGAAUUAAAGCAAAUCAAGUUUCUUUCCAUUACAACGACCGAGAAAUUCCCAAUGAUCCAUCAAUCACACCUCUUUCUUUGGACAUUGGAAACAAUUGUGAUGUUUAUGUAGAUAUAAGGAUUGAGGAUAAUUCGCUAGCGGAGUUUGAUUGUCCAAUUUGCCUCACCAAAAUUUCAGACUUUUGCUAUACUUUUCCCUGUGAUCAUUUGUUUGAUGUCAAUUGUGCAUUGACAUGGUUUUGUUCAGAUACCAGAAAAGGUUGGCCAAUUUGUAGAGGAGAUGUUGAUGAGCUACAUAUGAGAGUCGAUGGCAACAUAACUCGUGUUGACUAACGUUACCUAGUCAACCGUUCAGACGACCAACUCUCUGAUUGGGUCUUAACUAAUUUGAAUAGAUCUUCCAGAAGAUCACGACAACAUGUUGAUGUUGUAAAUUAUCUUCCUGCUGGUUACCAUUAUUAAUAAAGUGUUGGUUCUUUCUU